Molecule: messenger RNA, 1239 nt
Organism: Funneliformis mosseae
Lineage: Eukaryota; Fungi; Glomeromycota; Glomeromycetes; Glomerales; Glomeraceae
Source: the annotation of a GenBank genome assembly
AUGAAGAAGUUAACUAAUACUACUACACCUUUUGUGAAAUUAGAGCAACAGGCUGGGGUAACCGUUACAAGUAGUUCAAAUGUAAACGGUACAAGACCUAUUCUUUCUCUUGAUCAAACUAUGCCUACAAUUCCACGUCAACCAAUGUGCCCACCACUUCAACCUCCUAUUGGUUAUAGAUAUGGUAGUUACGCAAAUAACAAUCUUUCUAACCAAAUAAUGGUUUUACCGCGUUGUAAUAGAAGAGCGACUGCACCGGUUGCGCAAGGUAUUGCAAGAGCGACUGACGAAAAGGCUAGCUAUGACGAUGUUUUAACUUUUACUGGAGUUAACCUAAAAGAAGAAACAGAUAAUAUUCUAAGAGAGAAUGAAUUAUUGGGAGCUCGACAAGCUGCUUCUACGAUACAACCUUCAGAUCGCUCACGGACGCAGAGUUUCUUGGAUCAAAAUAAACUUACAAAUGUAGUUACAUCUAUAGCUAUGCAACAAAAGUUAAGAGUUGAUCCUGAUGUGAUGACCUAUUUAGCUCUUGCUACACAAGAAAGGAUAAGAUCUUUAGUGGAAGCAAUGAUUGUUGCUAAAAAUCAUCGGAUACAAUCGGAACUUGUACAUCAUCCAAGUGUAACUGAUGUUAAGAAUCUACCAAUGUAUAAAGAAGUUGCUAGUUUAGAUGUAAAAUCACAAUUACUUGCAAUUGAAAAGGUAGAACGUGAGCAAGAACGUAAACGGGCAGGAUCAAAGCAUUACAAUAAAAUGAGAGAUGAAUACGCAAAAGAUCAAUCAGGAACAACAUCAGUAACACCUACCGUUGCACCAAAACGUCAUAAACGUCAAAAAAAAGAAAGAGAGGGCACGUUACCUACAUCAUCCAUACAUAAACUUACGGUUAAUACGAAAAAUACCAAUAUGACUGCUUUAUCAGCAGCUGGUGGUAAAACUAAGAGUUGGAUGAUUGAUAUUCAACCUGAAACUUCAACAAUUAAUGGAAAUGAUACAUCUGAUUUUAAACCAUCACGUGGACGUUCUAACUUUAAAAAUCUUACUAUUGCCAACAAAGGAGAAUCCCAACUAGUAGGAAGUUCAUUCACCCAUUUCGUAACCAAUCCAUCCAUUACCGGUCGUCAGCAACCACUUAAUGGUACUAUUUCAACAAUUACAGUGAAAGACGCUCUCUUCGUGUUAGAAAAAGAUCAUGGUGAUGGCGGCAAUGGCGGAUGUAGUCGUGAAGUUUUAAUGAAG